UGGUAGUCAUACGCUGGCCCGUUGCGAGCCCGUUGAUAUAGCUGCGCUGUUUCUCGCACCUAGUGUGAAUUACGUAUAAUUAUAUCUACGUUAUAUGCGUUACGCAACAGUGACGACCGUGUGUUCUAAUCCGAUCGAAGUGUGCCUGCGAAGAAAUCCGGUGGCAGAUCUCGUCGAUCAGUUUUCGCCGUUUUUUUUUUCUCGAUAACCAACGUUUGUUCGUCGUGAAACAAACGCGAAAGGCGCGAAAAGAACUCGCGCCGUUCUCGCCGUUCAUUGUUUUCUUCGAAGACGAUCAAACGAUACGAUUGACAACGAAUAUCCGGUACGACGGUUAACGGUGACUACGAGUGCGACAGCUGUCAAAGCCGGAGCGCUCGAUGUUUCAGUGCAUCUCAACGCUGAUAUAUCCGGCGACGUUUGCUCACAAACACAUGGUCCAUGUUUUGUUUCUGUGAUCACCUUGCCGUGGCUCCCUCUCGAUCGCUUCCGCUCGCGGCAACGAGCUGCCAUCGUGUCCGAAGCGCGCGCUCCAGCGACCUCGUGUUCGAGGGCAGCGUGUAUGACGCGAUGAGAAGACGUGGGUAGGCUCGCGAUGCUUGGGCAGCGGCAGUGCUUCCAGUGAGAUGCUUGUCGACAGACGUAGCCGUAGUAGCAGUAGAAUCAUCGACACGAUCCCCAAGCCCGUGAUCAACGACCUGGCUGUCAUCGGCAACGCGUUAACGUCUGGCAUCUGGAACGAUUCUCGUUCGGAUGAGAGCGCGUGAUUGACAUUAUCCCGAACGAUCAAAUCCCGAUGUAAUAUCGAGAACUCACCCUUCGUAUUGCAUUUUCCAUCAUUUUCUCCGUCGUUGCCGCUCGCCACGAAGCGGAACAUCCGCGGACGGAAGUGCAACGUCACUAACGGCGUUAAAUCGACGGCGCGACCGACGGCUCGCCGUUACGUUCAGACGCGUGCAUUUAAUGGUUCCGUGAUCGUUUACAACAUGAGCCUUAUGUGAGGGAAGGAAUAAGAUACGGACAAUAUCGAGUGAGAGAGAGAUAGAGAGAAAGAGAGAGAAUUUUUGAAUUUUUUUCACGCCUCUGAAGAGCGGUGUAUUUUACAAAAUUGUUGGAGACGUUCUUUAGCAACUUUAACAACGGUAAUCGAACGGAGAGAUGGAUACGCUUUUCAUUAUCGGCAUCUGCUUCUUCUGCUACGAAAUAUGCGAUUUACUCAGAAAGUAUUCCGCCCCGCAAGCGAUAGAAACGCAUUGCCCGGCGGAAAGGACUACCACAAAGGCGCUGCCCCCGCAAAAGAUAUAUUCGAUUUCUCGCAAGAUCCAAGAACCUCCUCGCGCCUGUUGCCCGCAAUAGACCGCGCGUUUGACUUCGGGUUCGGGUAAUUCCACCUAGAAUCAUUUAACAUCUGUUAGUGUGGGAAACGAGGCCGCUUUGUGCGAGCUACGGCGGGAGCUACCGAGGAUUUUGAGGCUGAACCUCAAACGGAUAUAGAACUCCGCCGAGUCGAGUCGAGCCGAGCCGGGACAAAUGGAUGGCCGCACGAGAUAGAUUUACAGUUCCGCGCAGUGAUAACAGACGCCCGUCUCGGAGAUUCAUGAUGUUUACGGAGGUUCGAGGUAGCGAGGACGCGAUCGAUAAUGAUUUGUCAGCUGUUACGCCACCUGGAACGUAGAGACCAGCGAAUCGACCAAUUCUUAGGUGACAAGUUUCGUAGAUGUGGUCACGAUCGUGAACGGCAAUUCGCGUAUUCAUGUCGAUAAAUGUGUCGUUUCAUUCAUAAACGUUGUGAAUGAGAUAAAACGUUGUCAGCGAGUUGCGAAUCGAUAAAAACACGACGAUGGAUAAGAUCCGUCGGACGAUUUCGCCUAUGAAACAACGAGACGAUGUGCUGACGGGACUUGUUAAAAUCAUCGCUGAUAUUCUGUAUUCGUGAUAUGCCAGUAUCGACGAUGUGCUUCAGCUGUUCGCGAAUAUAUAAAACCACGGCGACAAGUUUACUCGAGCGGAAUCAGAAUCGCUACAGCGCGCACACAGUGUUGUCGUCGUGUAAUACGGAAAGUAAAAGAUGGAUCGUUAAGUUUUUGAGAGAGUAAGUGAUAUUGAUUGAGACAUAGCGGCUGAUAGCUUGUCACGAACGAAACGAGGGUAAAGCAAACUUGCUUGACGAACUCCUCGGUACGUGCCUGUGAAUGCAAACUUUCGCGUUGGACGAGGAAACGUCGUUGCAACCGCAUCGCAUAAACAAGAAGUGAAGUUUCUUUUGUGUACGUCAGCCAAACCGGUGUGGUCGAGAAUAGUAGUGCAUUAUUCCUCAAAAUAUAGCGCGUAUGGUGUCAGCACUAUGCUCGAAGGAAGAAGAACAGUAAUGUCGUAAUGUCGUUUAAUGCGAUUUUAUAUGUUCACUGCCUAUAAUCCAAUCUUAAUGUUUGUAAUCGUAAAAAGUUUCUAUAGAAAUAAUCUCGCGGUUGAUGCAGCAGCUACGUCGUAACGCAAAAACAUUUCGUCGAGAUUAGAAGAAAAGAAAGAAGGAUUGGUCGCUCGAAAUGCGCCAACCGAAGAAAAAUUAGACUGUUUUUACAUUUUGUAAUUAACUACAAAGAUCUGAUUUAUCUUUAACAAAAACGCGGUUAAAUAAUAAUAAAAUAUGUUUGCAAUGCGUUGCUAUCGGCGAAAUUUCCUUCCGAAAUCAAAAUGGCAUUCGCACUGUUCCUUAAGUUUACCAAAAACAAUUCAAUAACGUCAAGUAAAAGCGUCGUGAAUUAAAUUGCUAUAUUUUCUGAUGAUGUGAUUUAUGGUGCAUGCAUCAAACCGCUUUCCGAGUCCUCGCUUGUGAGUGUGUUUCUGAUCAACCAAAGUGGGAUCUCUCAUACCGGAAGAUUUAGCGCGAGGACGCAAGGCGAGAUUCGUUCGUCAAUACGACGAGGGGGGAGGACCAUGACUAAUGUUCGAUACCAGCCCCAAAGUUCGGUGUCCCGGCGUCACGACGCUCUCUUGACCUCUUUUUGGUCGAUACCCCGAGAGAGAUCAAAACGAGGAAUCAACGAAAAUUAGAAGACAUGGACUCGCUGGAGCGUCUGAUGAGUUCCCGUUCUCACCAUCCGGCUCUCACGGCAGCCACGCGAUCGCAGAAUGCCUUUGUACAGGCCAACCUCUGCUCCGUGAUAGGCCGCAAAGGACGACACCUCAACGGUACCUUUUGUUUAACCGGGGACACGAUGGAAGGCAUCAUACAAUGCCUGGUCUUCCUCAAAGCUUUCUCGCUCGUAGGCGGUGAAUUCGACAUGGAGCUGAAUUUCGUGAUACAGGACGCGCAGAACAUUAGGCACAUGCUGGAGCUUCUCGACCAUUGCCCACCCAAUCUCCAGGCCGAAAUAUGGAGCGUCUUUAUUGCGAUUUUAAGAAAAAGCGUCAGAAAUUUACAAGCAUGUACGGAUGUGAGUCUCAUAGAACAUGUUCUGCAUCGAUUAUCUCGUGCGGAAACUGUUGUCGCCGAUUUGUUAAUCGAUAUGCUGGGAGUGCUAGCAAGCUACAGCAUAACGGUGAAAGAAUUAAAACUUUUGUUUGGCGCUAUGAAAGCUGUUAAGGGAAAAUGGCCACGACAUUCGGCGAAAUUAUUAAACGUUCUUCGUCAAAUGCCGCAGCGCAAUGGACCCGACGUAUUUUUCAGUUUCCCCGGCAGGAAAGGGUCGGCGAUUGUUUUGCCACCGCUUGCAAAGUGGCCACACGAGAAUGGAUUUACCUUUACCACAUGGUUCCGCCUAGAUCCCAUCAACUCUGUUAAUAUCGAACGAGAAAAACCGUACCUCUACUGCUUUAAAACAAGCAAGGGCGUAGGAUAUUCUGCACAUUUCGUAGGCAACUGCUUAGUCCUGACUUCUAUGAAAAUAAAGGGCAAGGGCUUCCAACAUUGUGUCAAAUAUGAAUUUCAGCCACGAAAGUGGUAUAUGAUCGCGGUAGUGUAUAUAUACAAUAGAUGGACAAAAAGUGAAAUUAAAUGUCUGGUCAAUGGUCAGUUGGCAUCGAGUACAGAAAUGACAUGGCAUGUUUCGACGAAUGACCCUUUUGACAAAUGUUAUAUUGGAGCAACCCCCGAACUGGACGAAGAGCGCGUGUUUUGUGGGCAAAUGAGUGCAAUUUAUUUAUUCAGUGAAGCGCUGACGACGCAUCAAAUAUGCGCGAUGCAUCGAUUGGGGCCGGGAUAUAAGAGUCAGUUUCGUUUCGACAACGAGUGCUACCUGAAUCUGCCUGACAAUCAUAAAAGGGUGAGUGAGCAGGAUCUCUCUACGAGCAUGGUGGACCAAAGUAUGCAAAUUGUACUUUACGAUGGAAAACUGUCGAAUGCAAUUGUGUUCAUGUAUAAUCCAGUAGCAACGGACUCGCAGCUUUGUCUACAGAGCGCGCCGAAAGGCAACAUCUCUUAUUUUGUACAUACACCGCACGCUCUCAUGUUACAGGACGUCAAGGCAGUCAUAACACACUCAAUUCACAGCACGUUAAACUCGAUAGGCGGUAUUCAAGUACUAUUCCCAUUAUUCUCACAGCUGGAUAUGCCUUACGACUGCAUAGCGCCGAAUGACAUUAAGCGCGAUCCUACAUUAUGUUCAAAAUUGCUCGGGUUUAUUUGCGACUUGGUAGAGAGCUCUCAAACUGUUCAACAACACAUGGUACAAAACAGAGGAUUUUUGGUAAUAAGUUUCAUGCUACAGAAAGCAAGUCGAGAUCAUCUCACGACAGAAGUUCUCGCAUCCUUUUUGGAGCUUACGAAACAUUUAGUGACCUGCCUCAGCGCAAACAGCGAUUUAUUAUUAAAACAGUUGUUUUAUUUUUCAUUCCUAACAUGGCAGCUACUGGAUCACGUCCUUUUUAAUCCCGCUCUCUGGAUAUAUACGCCAGCGCCAGUACAAACACGGCUUUAUUCAUACCUGGCCACAGAAUUUCUUAGUGACACGCAAAUUUAUUCCAAUGUUAGACGCGUAUCGACAGUUUUGCAAACGGUACACACACUCAAGUAUUAUUACUGGGUAGCUAAUCCUCGAGCCAAAAGUGGAAUAACGCCGAAGGGACUCGAUGGACCGCGUCCGCAACAGAAGGACAUUCUUACAAUUCGUUCUUAUAUCUUAUUAUUUUUGAAACAAUUAAUAAUGAUUGGUAACGGUGUAAAAGACGAUGAAUUACAGAGUAUACUUAAUUAUCUAACGACGAUGCAUGAGGAUGAAAAUUUGCACGAUGUUUUACAAAUGCUGAUAUCCUUGAUGUCGGAACAUCCGUCAUCGAUGGUACCCGCAUUUGAUGCGAAACAAGGAGUACGAACCAUUUUCAAGCUUUUGGCAGCCGAAAGCCAGCUGAUACGUUUGCAAGCGUUAAAACUAUUAGGGUUCUUCCUUAGCCGCAGUACACAUAAACGAAAAUACGAUGUCAUGAGUCCUCAUAAUUUGUACACAUUAUUGGCUGAAAGGCUCUUAUUAAACGAGGAAACUCUCUCAUUACCGACAUACAAUGUUUUAUACGAGAUUAUGACCGAGCACAUCAGUCAACAAAUAUUGUAUGCUAGACAUCCUGAACCUGAAUCUCACUACCGUUUGGAAAAUCCGAUGAUUCUGAAGGUAGUCGCAACAUUAAUUCGACAAUCAAAACAAACGGAGCAGCUGCUGGAAGUGAAAAAGCUGUUUCUUUCGGACAUGACGCUGCUCUGCAACAAUAAUCGGGAAAAUCGGCGAACGGUUUUGCAAAUGUCCGUUUGGCAGGAAUGGCUUAUCGCCAUGGCUUACAUUCAUCCGAAGAAUACGGAAGAGCAGAAAAUAUCCGACAUGGUGUAUUCCUUAUUUCGCAUGCUUCUUCAUCAUGCUAUCAAACACGAAUACGGUGGCUGGCGUGUAUGGGUUGACACGUUGGCUAUCGUACACUCUAAAGUAUCGUACGAGGAAUUCAAACUUCAGUUUGCUCAAAUGUAUGAGCAUUAUGAACGACAGAGAUCCGACAACAUUACGGACCCUGAGUUAAGACAGCAAAGGCCAAUCAGCACGAUUUCUGGAUGGGAUCAACAGCAUUCCGGAAGCAACGGAUACAAUAGACCAACAACGUGGGGAAAUCAGCAAAAUCAUGAGAUACAACAUAUGGAAAGAAAUUACAAGGAGUUUGAUUCAUCCGAGGCAAAUGAUCGAUUGGAAGAAUCAUGCAGUUGCGACCUUAAUUCAAUAGAUAAUACCGAAAGCGAUGGGAGUCCGGCCAUCAUAAAAUCACGCAGCGAGACUUUAGAUACAUUACAAUCGUGCGAGGUGGUAUCGCUGGAUUCCAGAUUGAGCGACAAACCGGAAACACCUACCACUGCACGGGAGGCUCAUACAGAGACGCCGACGAUUCUCGAAGAAGCGAACAGCGAAGCUAUCUCGUUGCCGACUACGCAAGAAACCAGCGAAGUGAUAUCGAUUGAGAGCUCCAGUGACUUUUACAGCGAGGUACACAAAAUCGAGAGUUCCAGUCCUGAUUCGAUGAUAGUUCAGGACACAUUGAAAAGAGAAGAAGAAAAUACACCGAAAAAAGAAGAAGAACUCACAGUUCUCGAGAAGCAAUCAGUUAUUGUUACCGAAUCCUCCUCGACCGAACAGAUUAAAGAAAGUACAGAAGCGACAAUUGUAGAAUCAAAAGAGCCAAAAGAAACUGCGAAAGAUACAAACAUCUCUGACACAGUUUCUGCAGCAGUGGAUAAAGUUGAAGAUCCGUCAGGUACAGACGAGAAAAUAAAGGAUAAGCCUGUUGAGGAAAAUAAUGUCGCGACCGAUGACAGUAAUACGCCGACCAAUAAUGAAGAUUCCGACAAGACUGCAACAGCGGUUGAAAGUACAGACGACUCUGUUGCUACAAAGGCCGACAUCGAUGCCGACACUGAAGAAGAUACCGUGCCAAUUGUCCCUUCUGACGAAACGCGAGAAGCGUUGACGAUUAAAGUUAUCGAAAAGCUUCAAUUGGAGAACGAUCGCGAGAUAGUUGACAGUGAUACGUCAGAGGCAUAUUUGACGCCAACUGAGAAUCAAGAGAUCUCGAGCGAGAUAAAAAGCAGAACGUCCGAAGGUGAGAAAAUUGUCAACGACGACACCGUCGAGAAGAAGGACAUUUCUGAAGACAGGGACACUACUAUUGAGACUGGUGAGAACGACGCAGGGGAAAUUGUAAAAAAUCCUAAUUGCUCAACUAGCAUAGUAGAAAGCGGUGAGGCUUGCGCGGAGAAGGCGGUAGAUCUAGAAAGCGAGAAGGUGGAACCCGUAAUAGUGAAUAGUGCGUUAAGUAGUGACGAACGCGCUACGGAUUCUUUAACGGAGGACAAAAGUGCUGUUAUUAAUGAUAACGAAGACGCGAAGGUAAAUGAGAAACACUCAAGGGAGCCGUCCACUAUUUCUACUAGCGUAAGUGAUAAUAAGUCAGACGUUCCGGCGACGACUGGCGAGGUAGAAAUUACAGAUAGUGUUUGUAGUAAUAGCGAUGUUCAAAGUUCUGUAGAUAAUGUGACGCAAGUGCCAAAUCCUAAGCAGCAAAUCCCAACAAUAUCUACGGUCUGUGAUGCAACUAAAAGUUUAUCCGACGGUGUGCCUCAAAUCGUUAGUUCUAAUGUGGUUGCCAGGGACAAUGCGUUAUUGAAUGACUUAACUCCAGAUCACGUAGACGCCCACCGCAGAUCCAGCCUGCCGAUCGUGUCCUCGGAAACGGUCGCGGACGAUAACGGUCACGAGCCACCCUCCUUGCCCGUGCCCUUACGAAAAACAUCGUCACCCCAGAAACGACCAAGGAGUGCCUCUACGUCCACGCAGGUGGAUCCUCAUCAUUUCGAAGCCAAACGAUCGAAGCAAGGAAAUCCCUCCACGCGGCCAAUGUUCAGUCCAGGUCCGACACGACCUCCAUUCAGAAUACCGGAAUUUAAAUGGUCAUACAUACAUCAACGGUUGCUAUCGGACGUGCUAUUUUCUUUGGAAACAGACAUUCAAGUAUGGAGAAGUCACUCAACGAAAUCUGUGUUGGAUUUCGUAAACAGCAGCGAGAAUGCUAUUUUUGUGGUGAAUACUGUCCAUCUAAUUUCGCAAUUAGCCGACAAUCUCAUAAUAGCUUGCGGCGGUUUAUUGCCCUUAUUAGCAUCGGCCACUUCACCAAAUAAUGAAUUGGAUGUAAUCGAGCCAACUCAGGGGAUGCCAAUUGAAGUGGCAGUUUCUUUUUUGCAAAGACUAGUCAACAUGGCCGACGUACUUAUAUUCGCUAGCUCGUUAAACUUUGGGGAAUUGGAGGCUGAGAAAAAUAUGUCAAGCGGUGGCAUAUUGCGACAAUGUUUACGACUGGUCUGUACAUGUGCCGUUAGAAACUGCUUAGAGUGUAAAGAACGUGGCAGAUCGUACAGCAUGUUAGGUCGGCAGAUUGGUUCUAGUAAUAAAUCACAGCACAUACAAUCGCUUAUACGCGGAGCUCAGACAUCGCCUAAGAAUAUCGUGGACAAUCUUACGCAUCAGUUGAGUCCUGUGAAGGAUCCCGAGAAAUUACUGCAAGACAUGGACGUAAAUCGUUUGAGAGCUGUCAUAUACAGAGAUGUUGAAGAAACCAAGCAGGCACAGUUUCUGUCCCUUGCUAUAGUUUACUUCAUCUCUGUAUUAAUGGUCUCGAAAUAUCGCGAUAUAUUGGAACCACCAAUAUCGCAGCGUCCACCAAGUCCAGUGCAAACGAUACAAACAAAUGGUGCCGGUCUCAGGCCAGGUAGUCCUUCAGAUGGGAAUGGUGGUGGAGGAGGGCGGCCCUUAUUUCCACAGUGGUCUCACCACGUGUACCCACAGUUCCUCCCGGGAUCUCACCCUAACGCCAAUGCAAAUGUCAAUGCCAAUGCCAAUCAUCACAUCAACCAGCACCAUCACCAGCACCCGCUACCGGCUGCCAGGCACUCUAAUCGCCAGCCACCCUCUAACUACUAUCUCCCGAAUCACCAUAACAAUCACUACAACCAUCAUCCAAAUAACCAUAACUAUCAUCGUCAUCAUCACUAUCAUCAUCAUAAUAACAACAACCACCACCAUACGCUUCAAAAGCAUAUCGAUCAGCCCCGAAAUCUCUGUCAUAGAAACUCCGGUGUCGGUCUGCAAGGUAGCGGAGGUAUAAUGAGUCAGUCGGGCUCUCAGGAUGAUGGCGAGUACGAAGUUAUCAUAGUCGACGAGAAUAAUUCUUCGAUUUUGGCUGAUCACGACGUCACAUCAUCAGGUCCGCCGUCGACUAAGGGAGGUCACAGUGGUGUACCUCGGCCGCGGACUAUUCUCGAGGAUUACACCUCAUCAGAACCAACGCUUGGCACUUCUACAAGGUCCGAACCACUGCCACGAAAUCUGCAGAGCAACGACUCCAGUGAGGAAACAGUACACCGCAGCAAUAUCACCGCGGAUCCGAGUCCUUCUGAAGUUACCACCGACAACGAAAACAAACAUAAUUCGUCCGAAGAAGCCUGGACAGACGUAAAUCUUAAUGAAGAUGGCGAUACAAUGCCUACCACAAAUCCAAGAGAAGACCCGCGAAACAUCCACAAUAUCGCACACUCGCGCGGUGACAUGCAAGAUAGCGAGGGUAACGUUUUGGAACAAGAAAUGCUCGGUAAUGCAGAACGCGGAGAGAAACCGUCGGCGGAAAUCUCCGUGGUGCGGGUUCCGGAUCGGUUAGUAGUGACCGCAGCAUCCCCAAGAGCCGACGAAUUGCCGAUCAAAGGUCUGGUCGAUCAUUUACCUGUACCAACACCUUCCCGCGAGGCCUCUCUCACGCAAAAGUUGGAAAUGGCCUUGGGUUCGGUUUGCCCUCUCCUUCGGGAGAUCAUGGUGGACUUUGCUCCCUUCCUAUCCAAAACACUCGUUGGCUCUCAUGGUCAAGAAUUGUUAAUGGAAGGAAAAGGUACGAGCUGUAAGGGUUUGACCACAUUCAAGAACAGCAACUCCGUUGUGGAAUUGGUUAUGCUCCUAUGCUCCCAGGAAUGGCAAAACUCCUUGCAAAAGCACGCAGGUCUCGCUUUCAUCGAGCUCAUUAACGAAGGAAGGCUGUUAUCUCACGCGAUGAAGGAUCACAUAGUAAGAGUCGCAAACGAGGCAGAGUUCAUUUUAAACAGGAUGAGAGCGGAUGACGUGCUGAAGCAUGCUGACUUUGAGUCACAAUGCGCGCAAACGUUGUUGGAUCGCCGGGAAGAAGAACGCAUGUGCGACCACCUGAUCACCGCGGCACGAAGACGCGACAAUGUUAUCGCUAGCAGACUGCUGGAGAAAGUUCGAAAUAUCUUGUCCAACAAACACGGCGCAUGGGGAUACAUGGAUCCAAUGGCUGCAAAAUUAGCCGAAUACUGGAAACUGGAUGCUUGGGAGGAUGAUGCACGCAGACGUAAGCGUUUCGUGCACAAUCCACUAGGCUCGAGCCACCCCGAGGCUACACUCAAGGCGGCUCUAGAACACGGUGCACCCGAGGAUGCGAUACUUCAAGCGCGUGAAGAGUUUCACGCGCAUCUCGCAGCCUCGCGUGCACACCAACAGCAAUUGCAGUCGGCGGAUCUUAUGGAUGACAGUGAAUUGCUGUCGGACGACAGGGAUCUCGACAACGACCUGACAGGUCCGGUGAACAUUAGCACGAAAGGCAAAUUAAUCGCACCCGGUAUCGUGGCGCCUGGCAUCAUUUCCGUUACAUCUACAGAGCUAUACUUCGAGGUGGACGAGGACGAUCCAGAGUUCAAGAAAAUCGACAGUGAGGUGCUGAAGUACUGCGAUCAUCUGCACGGAAAAUGGUACUUUUCAGAAGUCCGCGCGAUCUUCUCGCGUCGUUAUCUGCUGCAGAAUGUGGCCAUCGAGAUCUUCCUCGCCAGCAGAACUUCGAUCUUGUUCGCGUUCUCGGACCAGGCGACAGUAAAAAAGAUGAUCAAGGCGCUACCGCGGGUCGGCGUUGGCAUCAAGUACGGGAUACCCCAGACUAGACGGGCAUCGUUGAUGUCACCGCGACAAUUGAUGAGGAGCUCGAAUAUGACUCAAAAGUGGCAGCGUCGGGAAAUAUCCAAUUUUGAAUAUCUGAUGUUCCUGAACACAAUCGCUGGCCGCACGUAUAAUGACUUGAACCAGUAUCCUGUAUUUCCGUGGGUAUUAACGAACUACGAAACGAAGGAACUCGAUCUCAGUUUACCGAGUAAUUAUCGAGAUUUGUCGAAGCCAAUUGGUGCACUAAAUCCAAACAGAAGAGCCUACUUUGAAGAACGCUUCCAAAGUUGGGAACACGAUACCAUACCGCCCUUCCAUUACGGCACGCAUUAUUCUACGGCGGCCUUUGUUUUAAAUUGGAUGAUACGCGUGGAACCGAUGACGACUAUGUUCCUGGCGUUGCAAGGCGGCAAAUUCGAUCACCCGAACAGAUUAUUUUCAUCUAUCGCGCUUUCGUGGAAGAAUUGCCAGCGCGAUACAUCCGACGUUAAGGAGCUGAUUCCGGAAUUCUUCUUUUUACCGGAAAUGCUAGUAAACAGUAAUCGCUAUCGUUUGGGGAGGCAAGAGGAUGGUAGCGCGGUCGGUGAUGUUGAAUUACCACCUUGGGCUUCAUCCCCCGAAGAAUUUAUACGUAUAAAUCGAAUGGCGCUUGAAUCCGAAUUUGUGUCUUGUCAAUUACAUCAAUGGAUUGAUCUGAUAUUCGGUUACAAGCAAAAAGGCCCGGAAGCUAUACGCGCAACCAAUGUUUUCUACUAUUUAACGUACGAAGGUAGCGUGGAAUUGGACACGAUCACCGAUCCCAUGAUAAGGGAAGCUAUAGAGAAUCAAAUUAGGAAUUUCGGUCAGACGCCGUCGCAGCUCUUGAUGGAACCGCAUCCACCAAGAAGUUCCGCGAUGCAUUUGUCACCAAUGAUGUUCUCGAGUAUCCCGGAUGACGUGUGCAUGACCAUCAAGUUCCCGUCUAAUUCGCCGAUCUGUCACAUCUCGGCUAAUACUUAUCCUCAACUGCCACUGCCAUCGGUUGUGACCGUAACUACCGGACAGCAGUUUGCCGUUAAUCGGUGGAAUACCAAUUACGCAGCCUCCGUGCAAUCUCCGAGUUAUGCAGAUACACCCCAGGCGCAGGCUGCCAAUCAGCCAUUGUCGAUGGAUCCUGUUCUUUCUCAAGCGGCAAAUAGCUCGAAUCCAACGUUACAACGUCGACACUUAGGCGACAAUUUUAGUCAGAAGCUCAAGAUUCGUAGUAAUUGUUUCGUUACCACUGUGGACAGUCGAUUUUUGGUGGCCUGCGGAUUUUGGGAUAAUAGCUUCCGCGUCUUUUCUACCGAGACAGCAAAAAUCGUCCAGAUAGUAUUUGGUCAUUAUGGAGUUGUCACUUGCUUAUCACGUAGCGAAUGCAACAUUACUUCUGAUUGCUACAUUGCAUCCGGAAGUGCAGACUGCACUGUCCUCCUCUGGCAUUGGAAUGCUAGGACGCAGACUAUCGUCGGCGAGGGUGAAGCACCGGCGCCACGUGCCACCCUUACGGGUCACGAACAGCCUGUGACGGCCGUCGUCAUAUCCGCUGAAUUGGGUUUAGUUGUUUCGGGAUCACAUUUCGGCCCAGUACUUGUCCAUACUACUUUCGGUGAUCUCCUGAGGUCGCUCGAAGCACCGAACGGAUUUUCAUCUCCCGAAAACAUUGCUAUGUCACGCGAAGGUGUCAUCGUAGUAAAUUACGAACGCGGACAUAUAGCAGCAUUCACUAUAAAUGGAAAACGUCUUCGUCAUGAGUCUCACAAUGAUAAUUUACAGUGCUUACUGCUGAGUAGAGAUGGUGAAUAUCUAAUGACAGGUGGUGAUAAGGGUAUUGUAGAAGUUUGGCGAACUUUCAAUCUUGCUCUACUUUAUGCGUUUCCUGCAUGUGAAAGCAGUGUGCGUUCUCUCGCACUCGCUCAUGAUCAAAAGUUUCUUCUGGCUGGUCUGGCAAAUGGGUCCAUUGUGAUAUUCCAUAUCGACUUUAACAGGUGGCAUCACGAGUUCCAGCAGCGUUACUGAAAUUACGACUUCCUCUUCGCCUAAAAAGGCAAAGCGUAUGAAAUGUUAAAACGAAUUUCUGCGCUUAACUUUCCAAAUAGUACGACAAUUUCGAAUUUACUCGAACAAAUGGCUCUUUACUUGUUCGAUUUCUCGAUCGUGAAUUAUUUAUGAGUCUAUGAAUGUACGAGGAAACUGUGUAUUAUUUGCGCGACAUUUGUACGGGUUAGCUUCUCGUCAGACUAUCCUUAGAUUCGCCGCAAUUUACGCAAAGUUAUAUUCUACCAGUCGUUUUGGAUUAGAUGUAAUGAGCGGCAAUUGAAACGAACGGUGGUGCACUGCGAAUUUUAACAUUCAGCAAUAAACUCGCUUUCGUGACUGCGUGCAGUGCUUCUGUGAAGGAAGAAGUCGAGUGGAGCGAGAUGCGGAAGGCGAGAUGCAAUCAGAGUUCCGGCCGUUUAUCUUGCAUUAUUUGCCGAGUGGACAUCAAACUACAUCGCAAGCUUGUAAAAGCGUGAAACACGCGUGAAACACGCGUGCCGCUCGAAACGCUAGUCAAUUAACAAAAACUCGGAUCUACUUACGUUCAUGAGAUUUCGCGCGAUUUCUUCUCACGCGGUGCGAGAAGAGAGGUAUGGUAUAUCGGGGAGAAUGAUGAUCGCCAACGCGAAGAGAGAAACCGCGUCGAUGAGACGGCGGAGCUAAACAUACGUUAUUUUUAUGCCUGGAACUGCACGUGGAUUUGGCCCACGACACUCUAGUGCUAAUGUCCAAUUGUAAAUACGGAUAUCUAAUUCUUCACGUUAUACAUAUAUACAUACACACGUGCAUACACGCGCGCUUUAUUCCGUAUAUUAGAAGGGGCGAGGUGGCGGAAGGCGUGUAUUAUCUCGAGAGGUUUGCAUUGUAUUCUUCUCAGACGUAUUAAUGUCGCUCACGUCGAACUUUUUGGCUAAGCACCUUGUACGUUCAGUUUGGACUACACGCACGCGAACGCACUGCGUAAUCACUGGUAUCCGUGCGCCGGUGAAUGCAUUUCGCGAAGAUACGUCGCUUAUCGUUCUCCGGGCCCGCGAUAUCAACCUCCCUCGCCGCAACACUUUCUACACCCUAAUGUUCGCGUCCUUCGAAAGAGAUCCUAAUUUUUAUCAAAGCCGUCCAGCUUAACUUUUGCGAGGAUAUUUCUUAGUAUUUUCGCACGCGAUGUAUAUUAAUCAGCAAAGCAAGUUAUUUAGGCUAAAAAAAAAUAACAUCCCGAAUUCAUCCUUAACAUUCCGCGACUUGUCGAGGAUCGUUUGUGUGUGAAUGCGUCGUCAAUGAUCCCUAGGAUGACUCGAAUGACGAUAGAGUACGAUAGAUGAGAGAUGCGAGAGAGAAAGAACGAGAGCGUGAAGAAUGUGAGGACGAGAGAAUGGAGAAAAAGCAGAUAUACACCUUUAACAUCCAACAACGAUGGGGAAUAAGAUGCUUGAUCACGCAUAAGCGAUAGAAUUAUUAGCUUGAAUUUUGUUUGAACAUCAUCGUAGAACAUGUGAUAGUCUUGUAGUAUUGUAAAGUACUAUUGUCAUUCUGUGUUCUGUGUUCACUUCACGAGCUAGUCGUGAACACAGAAUACCGCAUAAUUAUAGCCUUCAGUUGUUCGUACGUAUUCCGGAUAUAAUCGUCAACUUGAUUUUAAUCACGUGUAACGAGUAAUUACUUAAUCUAUCUAAAGAAAAAGAGGGAUGGGGAAACCGUUUUGUUGUCGCUGCUCGGUCGUAGCCGUACAACGAUGACGAAUGUGUUUUUAAAGUUGUCACGGCAAUAGUCAUCAAGAUCUUCGAGUACGAGAAAUUGAUGGGAGGCGCAAAGGCGCAAGACUGAGAGAACGCGGGACGAUAAAUGCGGGAAGAAAGUGAGAGAACGCAAAUUUUAUUUUUUAUUCGAAGUGAAUUUUAAUUGAACGUUAUUAUGAUGUAAGUGAAUAUUGUGAUUCCAAUGAAUUAUUAGAUAUAACUUGCAUUUAGAGUAAUUAUACUUGUUUUAUUUUGAAAUGGAAGACAAUGUCUUUAGUUCUAAUAAACUUUUAGUACUUACUUUUAGUACUUUGUUACUUACUCGGACUAGUUAAAAAGCGAGUCUGGAAAAAAAUUCCGGUAUCAAUAAGAGAGCAGUAUUUAAAAUCUUUAAAACGAAUAAAUCUCGCUUCUUUAAUAAUUUCGUAAAACUUUGACAUUUAAUGCUUAAAAACUCAUUAACGUUGUCUAGUGCUUGAUAUGAUGGCAAAGAAUAGAUUUCCCCGCACCUCGAUACGUGUUCUAGUCAAGAAUUACCGUCGAAUCAUUGUCGUCAAUCACCUGCGAUCCUCAGCAUUUAGAUAUCGGUACAUUUAAAAAGAUAUGCCGUACUGUUUACGUGUAAUUGUAUAAAGUAAAUACAUAGUGCCGUCGUUUUAGCGAUCAGUCAUCUUGGGCUUGCGAGAUUACGGUAACGUUAAGUCAACACCGAACUAUGCAUGUGCUUCGUGAUUCGCAAUGCGCUAUUCGUAUGAGAUUCAUGAUUAAUGUUAAUUGGCAAAUUUGUCAAAGGAGGUGGUAAAAGUGGUCAAUUUUGGUCGUGAAUGAAGUUUAAAACUUAUGUAGUUAUUUUGAAAGUCCAUACAUUCAUGAAAGAAAGCUUAUUUACCCAAGAAAGAAUCUUCCAAUAAAAUAGAGUGUUUGAACGCUUUCAAACAAUCUAUUUUAUUAUUUUUGGAAGAUUUCCCAAGCUUUCUUGAGUAAAUAAGCUCCCUUUUAUGAACGUAUGAACUUUCAAAAUGAUAACUGUAUAGAUUCUAAAGAUGUUCGUUCAUAGUCAAAAUUGGUCAUUUCUAGACUCCCUCCUUUAUAUCGUUUAUUACUUUACUUGUCAGUAAAGUAGUUCUUUGAGAAAAUUAAAUAUAAAUCGCCACGAAUCUGUUAAUUCGUGUUGGUAUAUAAAAAUAUAAAUAAUAAGGCACGAACAAUAUGAUGGGGCUCCAUAUUGGCAAAUUACGAAUUUCUGCGAAUCUACGAUGAAUCAAGAAUUUUGCAUUGUUUCGUGUUAGUUUUAUGGUAUCGUAAUAUCGAUUCUUGUUGUGCACCGGACGAUCAGGGGGCGACCCACUCGCGAUUGAUCAUCGGUAAUCGUACAAUUUUUAAACGUUAGGCGAAUGUUACGUGUGCAAUGUGUUAAUAAUGGUGUAUUGCCACUCGUUAUGGGCGUGCUUCUGCAUGGUCGUUCGUAUCGUUUCGUUCGCGCGAAAGAAUGAAAGUGUAAAUGAGAGAGAAGGAUGACGAAGGAUGAUAUGAAUGAGACGCUGGAGGUUGAGAGUUGAGAGUGUCUGGAUGCUUUCAACAAUAUCGCUAAUUUUUCUUACGUAUAAAAACGAAUUUUUGUCACACAUGUAAAUGUUUACGUGUAUACUUGAUAUAUAGGCACACUAGCGACACUUUAUUUUCGCUACGAGAUAUACGGAAAAGAGAAAAAACGAAAAAAAGCGAAGCACACGACAUUCCAUCUGCAUUUUCUGCUUUUUGCCUUUUUAAAAAUUGCGUUUGCUCGUCUAUCUAGAUUGAGCUAAAGAAGAAAGAUGACAAAUUGGCAAACCGCUCCCUGUUCAUAAAAUAGUCAAAUUACCAAAAAAGUAUAGUUAAAUUGCGAGAUAAUGGAGAUGAUUUUGAAAACCCGUGCCGGAGAGUAUUCGAUGCCGCCGAAACGGCACGCAUAUUCGCAAUUAUUCAAUGAGAACGAAGAUAACGUAACGGAUGAGAAUGUAUCGGAGUGACAAGAAGUCGCAUAAGAGAAGAGUUUUUAUAUUUGUUUAUAGAUGUGUGAGAAUGUGCUGCACUCUUUAAGCAAGUUGUUAGUGAAUUCCCUCCAUAUUGCUAAUAUACAUAAAAGAAGUUAACUCAGAUCGAUUUCUGUCCGUACUUGAACAUUCAGUACAUAAAAAAAAAAUAUCGCUACUAUUUUAAAUAAUGCUAAGUACAACGCUACAAGAGUUUGCCUAUAUUAUUAUUACGAUUACGAUUUAUUGUCGUCAUUAUUAUUAAUAUUCUUAUUAUUAUAUUGUGGCUACAUUAACGUACUUAAUAUUAACGGCUACCUAUACAGGAGCAUAGAUUUGUAUAUUCGUCGGAUAAGGCCCUUAAUGUUUGCGUGUUAAAUAAUAAUUUUACUUAUUCACAUUACGAUUACGAGGAAGACGCGAGGUAAUAAGAACUGUAUAAAGUUUAUCCGGUUUUCAUUCACACAUGCCGCGAGCUGCCCGUAGAGAAGUACUUACAUCUAUAGAUUAAUCGCGUCUGUGUAAUGUUUUAUUAAUCACGGGCGGGAUAAGAGAAGAACAAUGCUGCAAAACAAGCGAAUAUAACACACAUAAGCGCUUACUUAUUAGGCUCGCAUUUAUCUACCUAACAACCUGAUUUAAGUCUCUCGAAGUUAAUUAAGAGUGACGUGGAAAAGUCAACAUAAGCUGUAGCGGGGAAGCUCAACGGAAUGUGAAUCAACGUCUCGAUUCUCACGAGAGGGUCGUAGCCAAACAAAAAGCUUUCGUCGAUGCAUGAUCAGUUUUUUACAUCACAUACGAAAGUCAAUAUACACGUAGCCGUAAAAUUGGAGCAGCUUCGAUCGCGCGAAUUCAAGGGGCUCGUCGAACAUCAUUUGCACCAGACAAUGUUUUAUAAGCACUGACUCGUUUUUUUUUAUCUCGAUCUGACGCAACCCGAUCUGACUUCGUGCGCGGAUUUGGGUCGGGCUCUUCCAAUUUACGGAUCAUCGUUAUCGCGACGAUUACGUCUCGUCGAGAUCGAGCCUCCUACGGACUACGGGCGUACUUCGGUGAACAUCCUCGUCAUUUCGAAUUGGAGACACGCAUGCAGAAAGAUACGACCAACGAUUGUGUUCCGAGAACAUAGUUAGUGGCCUAAUUAUUUUGCUAGCGGUGUUACGCCCGUAACGGCUCGAUGCUCGAUCGGUGGAUGUAGGAUGGUCGGGCGCAUUGUUGAAGUAGUCUCGACACUCGUCUCGUAUGAUUUCCGGCGAAGCCAAACCGUAAUCAUCGACGAGCACCUCGUCGUUGACAGGAGAUAUGCGGUACAGAUUAAUUCCCGCCACUUUUAAGAAGUACUACUAGGUAGAGAAGUACUUAAGUCGUUGCUACAUACCAGUAUAUAUAAGCUCUAUCGCUUAUUUUAUACUUAGAAGUAUUGUAAUGUUCGAUUAGAGAUAACAUAAUGGGAAAGUUGUAUCUUAGCAUAAGGUAGAAUAAUCUGUAAAGAUAAGUAGUCAAAUAAAUGAAAAGUACAUUUGAUGUUGCA
Molecule: messenger RNA, 18295 nt
Organism: Pogonomyrmex barbatus (red harvester ant)
Lineage: Eukaryota; Metazoa; Arthropoda; Insecta; Hymenoptera; Formicidae
Gene: rg
Product: A kinase anchor protein rugose
Biological process (GO): intracellular protein localization
Cellular component (GO): cytosol; membrane
Molecular function (GO): protein kinase binding
Source: RefSeq, a predicted model, not a curated record